Perognathus longimembris pacificus (Pacific pocket mouse) is the source of this 1870-nucleotide messenger RNA. RefSeq names its product LLLL and CFNLAS motif containing 1 (gene Sofu1). The coding region runs from base 1213 to 1548 and encodes 111 amino acids. The transcript is spliced from 4 exons. Gene Ontology annotation, biological process: fusion of sperm to egg plasma membrane involved in single fertilization. Lineage: Eukaryota; Metazoa; Chordata; Mammalia; Rodentia; Heteromyidae. The record is from RefSeq and is a predicted model, not a curated record.
UAAGGCUUUUGUUUCUUUGUAUACGCUAAAAUACUUUAUGCUUUUGUAAUGGGGGGGGGGGAAUUAAAGAAUUACUGGUUCCUGCAAAGAUCUACCUUGUAGGACACUCUAGGAACUAGGAGGUAAAUGGAGAGGAUAUGGAAGUUAAGGAUGGUGCCAGUCCAAUCUGGUUCUUUCUAUUCUGGCCUGCACCUCCUGCGUCUGCCCUACCCAUUCAUACCUACAGAACUGGAGAUGGCUUCUCCUCCUACCAGGGGAACCGAGAGGCUCCUCCCCCUAAAAUAGCCAGGAGGAGAUUAGUGAUUGUAGUUUUUCCAGGUAAGAGGCUCAUUCUUUGGAUCUGCAGGUCAACGAGUGCAGGGUAGGGUAAGGAAAGUCACCUGCUGCUUGAGUCCUUCCUCCCCCACCCUAAGUACCCUUCUGUACCACUCCCUAGUCCCCUGUCACCUGACUGGGUUCACCAGGAAGUAAGAGGUGCCUUCUGCUGUGUGUGGGCUGGCCUCCCUGUGAGCACACCAGCUAGCAUGGGUAAACUCUGUGGAAAGGAAUCUCAACGGCACACACUUUUCAUUUCAUAAUUCCCUCUUUCAGAAAGGGCCCAUGUUUCUGCACAUACCCUUGCCCCUGCACUUGUGUGUUUCCUUCAGACAUGAGGUACACAGACAGCAGAGCUGGUUGAGUCUCCUCCUGUCCCUAACAGCUACCUGACCCUCUUGGUCUGUAUCUCUGCUUCUGGUUUUCCUUGGAAAGUCCUUUAUCCUGUCUCUCCAAAUCACAACUUUUCAACUCUUUCAGGAAGACACUGAGCCAAUGCUCACCAGGCUUACAGGUAGCAUGGGCAUUAAGGAACUGGAGUCGAUUUUCUUCUGCUCCAUUGUUUAAUUCCUUAAUUCCCUGCUGCACUUGUCUCUUGGAGAUGUGUCUCUAACCACUUUUUCUGUGUAUUGGCGUACAGGAAGGUAUGAAAUAAGAUGGGAGGGCGUUUCAAUCUGAAGGGACAGGAGAGCAAAGGCUAGGUCAAGAAAGGUGAAACCCUAGGGAAGGAUGAGGAGAAAAUGGCUUCUACUUGGGGAUUUCAGCUUCCUAGAAACCUCCACCAUCCACUACUGGUUACUGGUCAUUCCCCUGCCUGGCCUUGGAAUGCUGUAGUGAGUGGGCAUGAGGGUUGGAACAUGGCUGUGAUGUCAUAGAGCACAUGAAGUCAGUGGUCCUAUGGAAGAGAAGAGGAGAAAGCGACACUGGGAAGGGCUCUGCAGGGCAGCAUUCCUGGUAGCCAUCUUGCUGCUGCUCUGGGUGAAGGGUGUGAAGCCUCAGAAGGGCAGCCCAGACCCCAUCGACGGGAGCCAGACAGAGAACAUGCCCGCUUCAGACCAAGACCAAGGGGAGUUCGAAGAGCAUUUUGUGGCUUCCUCUGUGGGUGAACUGUGGCAGAUGAUAGAUAUGGCCCAGGAAGAGGAAGACACAAUCUCAAAGACAGCAGCUGUUCGAGACCACCUCUUCAAUCUAGCCUUCUGCUUUAACCUGGCCAGUAUCAUGUUUUUUUUAUGAGAGAGAUUGAGGCUGAGGUGGUGGCCUGGCUCCUGAAUGAGGACCUCGAUGUCUACCUCCGCUUCAUGAUGGCUUACUAACUUUCCUCUUCUGGAUGGACUCCAAGCCAUGAUCCCUCCCCGGAAGGACUUACAUAUCCCUCCCUGCCUCUUGGAUGAAGCGCCUGGCCUCAGGAUGCAGCAGCAGAGAGAACAGCCAUUACCCCUGCUUGAUUAUAGUCCCAACCCUGAGCUCCAUGUCCCAUGGCCAAAACCACCAGACCAGUUUUGUCCAAAACAACAAACUAGUGACAGGGGACAGCAACAAUUAAAUAGCAAUAAAA